Molecule: messenger RNA, 793 nt
Organism: Dissoconium aciculare CBS 342.82
Lineage: Eukaryota; Fungi; Ascomycota; Dothideomycetes; Mycosphaerellales; Dissoconiaceae
Exons: 2
Coding region: 182-634 (150 amino acids)
Source: RefSeq, a predicted model, not a curated record
UCCCACCACCUUUCGACAACGACCUGGAACGGACGAGGGAUUCGGUCUCGCUUCGCUCGACGCCGGAUGUCGUUUACAGCUGGUUCUGUAUGCGAUUCCGCGUCGAUGAUGGCUCCGCGCCGCCUCGCGCCUGCACCAGUCACAAUUAGCAACCAUCAGCAUCGUAUGGCGAAACGCGCUCAUGCACGGAUGGGGAGGACGUUACAAUCUCCUUGGACGGAGAGCAGGUGGUCAGACGACGCACAAUGAUCAAAUUUUCCCGUGCUGCGGAAGUCUCCAUGAAAUAGUCAAACCUCUAAUCAUAAGAACCUGUCCGAUCUCCGCGAUCAAUUUGUUAUUUCCCUUGUCUCGGCUUUUUUCCAAGCUUUUGAUGUUGCUCAUGACAAUAAUGAUGAACACCUCGACCAUAGUGAAACCUACAUUGGAGAAUACCAUCCAGGAAAUACCCGGAUGCACACUGGCUGCCGAACGGAUCAGCAUCAUGGGUCUGCCUCGACGCCGACCGAGUUAUCAAUUAGCGAGAACAUCAAGUCCACGUUGCGCUGUUUGCGAGAGAACGCUGGGAGACACGCGGAGAGCGAAGCGCCUCGUCCUCUCCCGAACAUGCUGCCUGGUCUUACAGCAACUAGAUUAGUCAUCACACACUCACACGCGUGCGGAAUUCGCUUGAUUGGUGGGUCGUCGUUGGUCGUCUGAAUAAGCUGACAGCCGCCUCCACCCGUGGACGCAUUGGGGCUCUGUCCAACUCCUGGAGCCCUCUGCUUCCUCCUCUUAUCAUUACAUCGACUCACUA